UAGGAAUUCAUCCUUCGCACAUAGACAAUCUUUGGUGUACCAUAAACGGUUGCUACUGUCCUCAAAGGUCGUUACCACUGUUAAACUUCAACUGAAGAGGGCAGUUAAUAAAUUGGUAUUCUCCCUCAGCUGGCAGCAUCCCUACAGGAGCUGGAAGAAGACGGAGAAAGAGGCCGUGCACACAGAUUAAAGUUGGAGCGGUUAAAGGAAUGAAGAUAUACUGGACAGAACAAUGAGAGAGUCGGUGAGAUAAUCAGCACUGGAGAGACAAAACACUGUGACUCAACACGAUCAGCUGCCCUGUCUCUGUAAUGGAGCGAGAAGAAGCGGCAGCCAGGGAGGAUGGAGACUCACAGCUGGUGUACAGGAUUGAGCGUCCAGUCUAUGAUGAAUCCUUCAUCCGCUCACAGCUUCUCAACCGCAAAGAAAACUCCACCACCCUCCGACAGAAGCUGGCACAUCAGUUCCAGUGUUCAUCAGAGAGGGCCAAAGCAGUAGCUCUGAGCUUCCUGCCUAUCCUGACAUGGCUGCCAUCCUAUCCAGUCAAACAGUACUUGUUUUCAGAUGUGGUCUCAGGUCUAAGCACUGGAGUUGUGCAGCUCCCUCAAGGUCUAGCCUACGCUAUGCUAGCUGCUGUGCCUCCAGUUUAUGGUCUGUACACCUCAUUCUACCCCGUUCUGCUCUACACCUUCUUUGGCACGUCCAGACACAUAUCAGUAGGUACCUUUGCAGUCAUAAGUCUGAUGAUUGGGGGUGUUGCUGUGAGGGAAGCCCCAGACUCGAUGUUUUACGUCCUACCCACAAACGGAUCCAACAUGUCUGCCGUCCUGGACGUGGAGGCUCGUGACGCCAGGAGGGUCCAGGUGGCCGUGAUGCUCACAACCAUGGUGGGAAUCAUCCAGAUCGUCCUAGGUCUUCUCAGGUUUGGCUUUGUGGCAAUCUACCUCACAGAGCCCCUGGUACGAGGCUUCACAACAGCAGCAUCUGUGCAUGUCUGCGUGUCCCAGCUAAAGUACCUGCUGGGGGUGAAGACACAGCGUUUUAGUGGGCCCCUCUCUGCUAUUUAUAGCGUCAAAGCCGUGCUGAGUGACAUCACCAGCACCAACAUCGCCACUCUCAUCCUGGGCCUCGUGUGUCUCAUCUUCCUGUACGCGAUCAAAGAGAUCAAUGAGCGCUUCAAAAAGAAACUGCCCAUUCCCAUUCCUGGAGAGAUUAUCGUUGUCAUUGUGUCAACCGGCGUGUCGUAUGGCAUGUCUUUGUCAGAGGGCUACAAGGUGGAUGUGGUUGGGACGAUACCAACAGGGCUUCUCCCCCCUGCUGUCCCAGAGUUCUCUCUGUUACCCAGUCUGGUCACAGACUCCUUUGCUGUAGCGAUCGUAGGAUUUUCAAUGGGCAUCUCACUUGCCAAGAUCUUUUCCCUGAAGUAUGGGUACAGUGUGGACGGCAACCAGGAGCUGAUUGCCCUCGGUUUGUGCAACUUCAUCAGCUCUUUUUUCCAAACCUUCGCCAUCACUUGCUCCAUGUCGAGAAGCCUGGUGCAGGAGAGCACAGGAGGAAAAACACAGAUCGCAGGGCUGCUGGCGUCUCUCGUGGUGCUGCUGGUGGUGGUGGCCAUUGGUUUCGUCUUCCAGCCGCUCCCUCAAACUGCGCUGGCUGCCAUCAUCAUGGUCAACUUGCUGGGGAUGUUCAAACAGUUCAGAGACAUUCCUGCUCUGUGGAGGACCAGUAAGAUCGAACUGGCUAUCUGGCUUGUAGCCUUUGUAGCGUCUGUGCUCUUGGGUCUGGAUUAUGGUCUCCUAGUGGCUAUUGCAUUCGCCAUACUAACAGUCAUCUACAGAACACAGAGUCCCAAAAGUGCCGUCUUGGGCCACGUUCCUGGUACUGGCCUGUACUGUGAUGUGGAUGAGUAUGAAGAGGCAGCUGAAUAUGAGGGGAUUAAGAUUUUCCACUCUAACUCUUCAAUCUACUUUGCCAACAGUGACCUCUAUGUGAAUGCCCUCAAGGAGAAGACAGGAGUAAACCCUGAACACUUACAAGCUGCACGGAAAGCCCGAAAAAAACAGAAGGAGAAGGCAAACAGCAGCCACAACUCUCCAUCAAAGAUAUGUGUCAAGUACAAGAAGCAGGGAGUGACCCACGAGGUUGUGUCCUGUAACCACAUGGCGGAGGAGCAGAAGAACGGCCAGCUUGGGGACAGACUCAGCGAGUCAGAGGAGGCCAUCUUCCUUGAACCUCCCGGCACUGUCCAUUCCAUCAUCCUGGACUGGACGUCUGCCAGCUUCAUCGACUCUGUGGGAGCCAAAGCCAUCAAACAGGUCAUUAAGGAAUAUGCAGCUGUGGAUGUGCGGGUGGUUAUAGCUGGCUGCAGCAGAAGCCUUUUGGCUGAGCUGGACACCUUACAGUUCUUCACUGGGGUCAUGACCACAGACAUGGUGUUCCCCACAGUCCAUGACGCUGUGCUGCACUGUCAACACUCACAUUCCCACCCACCAACAGCUGCUCCAACCAAUGAAAUUCCCUCACAAGAGAUGACACUCGUAACCGAGAACAAACCAUAACAGAAGUCCUGACUUUGACAGACGACUUGGGAGGCGCCGCAACCUGACUGUGGGAGGGACGAGCGUGAUUCCGCGGAUGUUCCUGCAUCACAGUAGAGUUGUACUGAAUAAUCAUUCGCAUUGAACAGAAGUGCUGUUUUCCUUCUCAUGAAGCACUGACAGCUUGUUAAAUUUUAAGUGCCCAAAGCAGCGAGAUAGAAGGCAGUUUUAUGAGACCUUUAUCCAAUCACAAAUUCAGCAUUAAGUUUCCAGCUGAGAUUCCUACAGCCUUAUUCUCUUGCAUCCUCCCCCUCUCUCUCUCUCUCUCUCUCUCUCUCUUUCAAGGGAAUUUUGUUUUAGAGUUUUAAGGGCUGUUUAAGUCCUCACUGCUCUGCUGGGAGAACUAAAAUUUGAAAGUAAGCUGCUGCUGAUAUUGUCCCACUGACAUUUUCUUGACAUUUUCAGAGUGAUGUCUGUAGGAGUCUAGUUUGUGGUUAAAAACUGACCAGAAGCUGCCUCUCAUCAUCAUGCUGGUAUCAAAUGUUUGUAGUUACUGAGACAUUGUCCUGAUGGAUAUGUGAAUAUUAUAUUUUCAGCUGUAUUUGUUUGUUGUUACAGUACAUUUGCACUGUUGUUUGAGUCAACAAUAAUAUAUUAUACAUUGUCAAUUGGUAUUUUAGUAUAAAAACUGUUUCCUGUUUCUUAAAAAAAAAAAAAAAAAAAGCUUUAGUUGUGCUCUUACCAUAUGACACAGGAUGCCUUUACAGUUACCAUGCAGUUACUUUACAACAUUUAACAAAAUACUGAGACUUAAAUCUGGAAUAAACUUUAUUUUUUAAGUGAA
Messenger RNA from Toxotes jaculatrix (banded archerfish), 3381 nucleotides. It is a transcript of the gene slc26a5, whose product is annotated as solute carrier family 26 member 5. NCBI's taxonomy places the organism in Eukaryota, Metazoa, Chordata, Actinopteri, Toxotidae. The coding region runs from base 312 to 2558 and encodes 748 amino acids. Gene Ontology annotation, cellular component: membrane. Gene Ontology annotation, molecular function: secondary active sulfate transmembrane transporter activity; chloride transmembrane transporter activity; bicarbonate transmembrane transporter activity. The transcript has 18 exons. Gene Ontology annotation, biological process: transmembrane transport. The record is from RefSeq and is a predicted model, not a curated record.